AGCAGGCCGGCAAAAAGGGCACAAUUAGAUUUUACGAUUUGAAAAAACAGGUUUUUCACGGUUUGGUUUACGGUUUAAAACCUGUCCGGUAAACCGAACACGCACCAUUUUAAUAGAAAAAAAAUGUAUAUAUUUUAUUCUACAGCCUUCUAUGGUUAGAAAACUCGUUCAUUUAAUAAAAUCCCUAAUUCGUAUGUCAGUUGAUCUAUACUUCUUGAUUCGAUCAAUAUUCUCGCACGAACACAAAAUAAAAAUUGGAAUUUGUUCGAUUUAAACAACAUGCCUCCGAAACAAUCAAAAGCAGAGAUUGCGAAGAAGCAGAAAAUUGUGGAGGACAAGACAUUUGGGCUGAAGAACAAGAACAAGAGUAAGAACGUCCAAAAGUAUGUUCAAUCACUUCAUCAGAACGUACAGCCUAAACCCGAUCCUUCUAAACUUGCUGCAAAGAAAAAGAAAGAGGAAGAGAAGGCUAGAGAGAAAGAAUUGAAUGAUUUGUUUAAGAUUGCUGUUGUUCAACCCAAAGUACCUGUUGGGGUGGAUCCAAAGUCGAUAUUGUGUGAAUUUUUCAAGGCUGGUCAGUGUGCGAAAGGUUUCAAAUGCAAGUUUUCUCAUGAUCUGAAUGUACAAAGGAAGGGUGAGAAGAUCGACAUUUUCAGUGAUAAGCGUGAUGAAGGAACAAUGGAGGAUUGGGACCAAGAGACGUUGGAAAAAGUUGUGGCAUCAAAAGGGAAAGAGUAUAACCAGAAUAAACCAACCGACAUUGUUUGCAAGCACUUUUUGGAAGCAGUGGAGAAGAAACAAUACGGUUGGUUCUGGGUUUGUCCGAAUGGUAACAAAGAGUGUCAUUACAGGCAUGCACUCCCUCCGGGUUAUAUUUUGAAGUCGCAAAUGAAGGCGCUUUUAGAAGAAGAAGCCAACAAGCUAGCUAUUGAGGAUGAGAUUGAGGAUCAACGUGGGAAACUGAAAACGACAACUCCAAUGACGACUGAUCUGUUCAUGGAGUGGAAAAGGAAGAAGGUAGAAGAAAGAGAGUCCGGUUUGGCUGCUCAAAGAGCCGAGAGGGCUAAGAAUGAUCGCAUGAGUGGUCGAGAGCUAUUUCUUUCCGACGCUAGUGUAUUUGUGGAUGAUGCUGAGGCGUAUGAGAAGUACAACCGUGAAGAAGAACCAGCUGAUAACAACAUCAACACGGCUCGGAAUGGUUCAUCUACCGGUGGCCCAAGCUCAUCGACAAGUGUAGCGGCUGUUUCUGAAGACGGGAAUUCUGACAUUGAUGAUGAUGAUGAUGAUGAUCUGGAUAUGGAUGAACUGAACCAACUGGAAGCAAGCUUGGCGAAAACAUCUAUUCAAAUUCAAGAGCCGACAGAAUAGAUCUUAAAAGUGAAAAGUCUGGUGAUGAAUAUAUAAGCAUAAUAAGAAUGUUUAAAUGUCUGAUUUAGGUGUUCUGUAUCCAUUGUGCAUGUGUUGUUUUCAUAUAAAGGAGUCGGGUUAUAUAGUCGAUUUCAGUUCAAACCAAUUUGAACUGCAUUGAUCAAUAAGAUGGUGCUGCAUCUUCCUGGUCAUUUGUUGUUGAAAUUUAACAGUAAUUAUCAUAGUUAUCAAAAGCGGUCGCUUUUGGCGCCUAAGCGAUAUUUCUGGGCGAAGCGAGUGGAAUGCGCUCCUA
This is a messenger RNA of Helianthus annuus (common sunflower), 1660 nucleotides long. Its product is annotated as zinc finger CCCH domain-containing protein 11. Gene Ontology annotation, molecular function: metal ion binding; mRNA binding. The transcript has 8 exons. Gene Ontology annotation, cellular component: cytosol. Lineage: Eukaryota; Viridiplantae; Streptophyta; Magnoliopsida; Asterales; Asteraceae. Gene Ontology annotation, biological process: cytoplasmic translation. The record is from RefSeq and is a predicted model, not a curated record. The coding region runs from base 280 to 1368 and encodes 362 amino acids.